AUUUUUUUCAAGUAAAAAUCUUUUGAAACGGCCGUAUGUAUAUGCAAGAACACGGUGUGGCCGCGUGUUUAGAAGAAGCGAACAAAACGGAAAUCACAAAACGAAAUACAAAUAGAAUCGAGAAAUCAAGUUGUAUAUAGAAGAAAAGAAAUUAUACGGCACGUACGCGUACUCUCGUAAUCAUUGAUUACGCCUACAAUUAGUAUAUAUACGAGCGAAUCGAUUAGCUGUAAGAAAAACUGGAAAAUCGUACUGUAAUCUAAAAUCUCUGAGCUGCUAAGCACUAUUGUAGGUAAACUCAAGAUUCUGCGAAGCUUCAAGAUCAACACACAUUCAAAAAUUCGGUAUAGACUUUUUCCAGCACUUUUGGCAUUUUAUUUCUGGUCCAUUUGAUUUCUCUUUCAUUAAAAAGAUAUUUUGUUCAACUAUAAUUAUUUGUUUGUUGUGAGCGCCCAUUAAAAUGCCAAGUUCAAAGGGCACCGAAGGCGGCGCGUCUAAACAAAUAACCCGUUAAACUGUCCAACUCAAGGAUUAAUGAGAGAACAAUGAGUACUGCCUUUCAAUUGAGUGAACUCUCGCUCAAUUGAGCGCAAUUGAUUAACAGAUUAAGAUUCCAUCCAGCGAGAGCGUAAGAUGCUCUCCACUAUAAUUAUUUUCGUAUUAAUGCUGGGAGUGCCCAGCAUAAGUGGAAUAUUUAUUAUCAAUUGGAAAUGAAAAUAUUCCAAUUAGGUGCGAGUGUAAUUAGUUCAAGGUCAUCGCAAGUAUUAGCACCAAGAAACCGGACAACAAACAAAUGAAAAUCAUAACAAAUCCCCAAUAAACAUGUUCUUGAACUCAACGAACGAACAAAAAUAAAAUGUGAAUUAUCAAAUCGAGUGCGAUUCUUUUAAUUGAGUGAAUAGCCCAGAAUAUUUACCAACGUGAGAUGAGAUGGGGGUUUCUGUUUGUGCCUCUCCUCUGAUUAUCUCCCGCGACUGCAAUGAAAUGUAGCGACAUAUGAGAGACAAUAUAAACAAGAAAAUACAAUCGCCAGGCCCCCAAAACAAAGAGAUUAAUACAAGGUUCAGAAAGGUUUUCGUUAUAUUUCAUUAUAAACUUUAAGGUGCAAACUCAUACUUUGGGUUUUCUUUUAGUGUCUUCUGAUUGUGAAAAAAAAAAUUCUAAAUUGUUAAGACAUUUGAGACCUAAACAUUCAUAUACGUUAAAAUAUUUAUGCCGUAAGACGAAGAAUAUAGUUAAAGCAAAACAACAAGGAAACCAUCCAUUCAAAUUCAAAGAAGAUAGAGAACAGGAUAUAGGGAUGGGAUUGAUAAAUUGUGAUUUAAUAGAAUUUCUAUCUAAAAUAUAAACUAUAAUUCUAAAAGCUUGUCAAAAUUAUCCAUUUAGAAUAAAAUCGAUCUCUCUGGAACGAAAUCUGUGCUACCUAUACCAACUAAACAGAAAUCUGUGAGAUAGAAAUAAAAAGUGAUUGGAUUUAUCAUUUGGAUUUAAGUGAUGGCCGAGGAAGGAAAAGUGCAGGAAUACGAUCAUCGCAUUCUCAGUGAUUGGUCGAACGUUAACAGCACGAAUGGAACCAUGCACCUUUCCGAGGAUAUGGUAUUCAACGAUGGCCACCGCUUGUCCAUCACAGUAUACAGCAUACUGUUUGUGAUCUCAACAAUUGGCAACUGCACCGUGCUCUAUCUGCUGACCAAGCGGCGACUGCGGGGUCCCUUGCGGAUUGAUAUCAUGCUAAUGCAUCUGGCCAUCGCCGAUCUAAUGGUGACGUUCCUCCUGAUGCCAAUGGAGAUCGUGUGGGCCUGGACGGUGCAGUGGCUCUCCACCGAUCUGAUGUGCCGCCUCAUGAGCUUCUUCCGCGUCUUCGGCCUGUACUUGUCCAGCAACGUGAUGGUCUGCAUAUCGCUCGACAGGUACUAUGCCAUACUGAAGCCUCUGCAGCGUUCCUAUAACCGCGGACGUGUCAUGUUGGUUUGCGCCUGGCUGGGAUCUGUGGUUUGCAGCAUUCCGCAGGCCUUUCUGUUCCAUUUGGAGGAGCAUCCCAAGGUUAAGGGCUACUUUCAGUGCGUCAUAUUCCAUUCUUUCAAGAGCGAGUUCGACGAUAAGCUAUAUCAGAUCGCCUCCAUGUGCGGGAUGUAUGCCUUUCCCCUGAUUGUCUUCAUCUACUGCUACGGUGCCAUAUAUCUGGAGAUCUACCGGAAGAGCCAACGGGUGCUUAAGGAUGUGAUUGCUGAGCGAUUCAGGCGCUCCAACGACGAUGUUCUCAGCAGGGCCAAAAAGCGCACGCUCAAGAUGACGAUCUCGAUUGUGAUCGUAUUUAUAGUCUGCUGGACUCCCUACUACACCAUUUGCAUCUGGUACUGGCUGGACAAGCCCUCGGUGGAGAAGGUCAAUCCGUUGGUUCGCAAAGCGCUCUUGAUAUUCGCCUCAACGAACUCCUGCAUGAAUCCUUUGGUCUACGGCCUAUAUAACAUACGCGGGAGAAUGAACAAUAACAAUCCGUCCGUAAACAACCGCCACACAUCGCUAUCGAAUCGCCUGGACUCGUCCAAUCAGCUCAUGCAGAAGCAGCUGACGAACAACUCGCUGAUCAACAGCGGUCAUGGCCAAGUAAUGGCUGCAGCCGUGGCUGCCACCACAAAGUUGGCCCAUGUUGUGGGUCUAAAGAGCGCCGCCAAUUCGAACGGAUCUGCUGCAGCGGUGGGAAUAGUGGUGACUCUCCCACCAUCCCCAAUGAUUGUGGCUACUGCACCAGUGGCCAGCGAUGACGAGACCAACGACAAUUCCAGCCUCAGUGUGGUCACCAUCAGGUGCCAGGAGCAGCCCAUGUUCUGCCAGAAGUAAUUUCGCUGUGGCGACUCCAUCGAAAUGACCAGUGUGGUUAAGUAAACAAUAGCCAAUAGGGCUCCGAGAGCAACUGGAUCAAUUAAGCGAUCUGCUACUGUUCAUCUGGAGAUGUCGGCUUGGAACAAAGGGCGUCUAAUUUGCUAACCAGCUUUGUUUGGGAUUUUCAUCAUAAAUUCUUUUGGCAUUUGCAUUUAGCUAACGACAAAUUAAAAUGUUUUCAAGACAACGAACGCGGCGCCCGGGUCAGAUCAAAAUUCCGAAUCCAAAUGGCUUUGGUUUAGGCCAUCGAAUGUUUGGAAAACAAAGUUAUUGCUUAGGAAAUACGCUUAAGACGUAAUACCGCUUACUAUUAGAUAUACUCCGGUUAGUUGGAUUAUUGCUUAAUUUAAAAUAAUUUAUUCAUAGCAACAAAAUGAAA
Messenger RNA from Drosophila serrata, 3262 nucleotides. It is a transcript of the gene AkhR, whose product is annotated as Adipokinetic hormone receptor. Lineage: Eukaryota; Metazoa; Arthropoda; Insecta; Diptera; Drosophilidae. The record is from RefSeq and is a predicted model, not a curated record. Gene Ontology annotation, molecular function: G protein-coupled receptor activity; adipokinetic hormone receptor activity; peptide binding. Gene Ontology annotation, cellular component: plasma membrane. Gene Ontology annotation, biological process: G protein-coupled receptor signaling pathway; cellular response to hormone stimulus.